This is a messenger RNA of Rhinolophus ferrumequinum (greater horseshoe bat), 2406 nucleotides long. It is a transcript of the gene TBC1D10C, whose product is annotated as TBC1 domain family member 10C. The coding region runs from base 372 to 1574 and encodes 400 amino acids. The transcript has 9 exons. NCBI's taxonomy places the organism in Eukaryota, Metazoa, Chordata, Mammalia, Chiroptera, Rhinolophidae. The record is from RefSeq and is a predicted model, not a curated record.
GGGUGCUGGGCCAGGGGCUGGGUCUCUGAACAGAGGCCUGGCCUUUCUGCCACUUCAGGGUCUAACCCCCUCCCACCAAUAGAAGUGGGGACACAAGGGGCUUGUUGAGAUACCCUGAAACCUCCUCCCUUCAACCCCACAGCCAGGACCUGAGGCUGAGGACCGGUUGGAUGGGAGGCCAGGCCAGGAGCUGCCUCUCUCACUGGUUCUCCCAUCUUGCAGCCUCUUUGUUGCAUCAGGGGUCUGGGGCACCAUGGCCCAGGCCCUGGGUGAGGACCUGGUGCAGGCUUGUGAGCUGCAGGAUGAUUCCAGUUCUUUGGGGUCUGACUCAGAGCUGAGUGGGCCCGGCCCAUAUCGCCGGGCCGACCGGUAUGGCUUCAUUGGAGGCAGCGCAGCAGAGCCAGGACCUUAUCCGUCAACGUGAGAUGAAGUGGGUGGAGAUGACUUCACACUGGGAGAAAACCAUGUCUCGGCGGUACAAGAAGGUAAAGAUGCAGUGCCGGAAAGGCAUCCCCUCAGCCCUGCGUGCCCGGUGCUGGCCUCUGCUGUGUGGGGCCCAUGUGUGUCAAAAGAACAGCCCUGGUAUCUAUCAGGAACUGGCUGAGACUCCGGGAGAUCCACAGUGGAUGGAGACCAUCGGCAGGGACCUGCACCGCCAGUUCCCUCUGCACGAGAUGUUUGUGUCUCCCCAAGGUCACGGGCAGCAGGGGCUCCUGCAGGUACUCAAGGCCUACACCCUGUAUCGGCCUGAACAGGGCUACUGCCAGGCACAGGGUCCUGUGGCUGCCGUGCUACUCAUGCAUCUGCCCCCAGAGGAGGCCUUCUGGUGCCUGGUGCAGAUCUGUGAGCUUUACCUGCCAGGCUACUACGGGCCCCACAUGGAGGCUGUGCAGCUGGAUGCUGAGGUGUUCAUGGCCCUGCUGCGGCGGCUGCUCCCGCGUGUGCACAAACACCUGCAGCAGGUGGGCGUCGGGCCCCUGCUCUACCUGCCCGAGUGGUUCCUGUGCCUCUUCGCCCGCUCCCUGCCCUUCCCCACAGUGCUGCGCGUCUGGGACGCCUUUCUCAGUGAGGGUGUGAAGGUGCUGUUCCGUGUGGGGCUAACGCUGGUGCGCCUGGCACUGGGCACCACAGAACAGCGCCUGGCCUGCCCAGGGCUCCUGGAGACGCUCGGUGCCCUUCGAGCCAUUCCCCCCAGCCAACUGCAGGAAGACGUCUUCAUGUCCCAGGUGCACAGCGUGGCCCUGUCCAAGCAGGAACUGCAGCGGGAGAUCAAGGCCCAACUGGCCCGGCUGCCGGAGUCAACGUCUGGGCCACCCCCACGGCCCAAGGCCCGCCUGGAUGGGGCCCAAGCCAUCUUUGAGGCCCAGCAGCUGGCAGUUGCACGGGGAGGCACCAGGCCUGAGGUGCCCCGCAUCGUGGUCCAGCCCCCCGAGGAGCCCAGGCCACCACGGCGCAAGCCCCAGACCCGAGGCAAGACUUUCCACGGACUCCUGACUCGGUCCAGGGGCCCCCCUAUUGAGGGCCCCCCCAGGUCCCAUCGAAGCUCCACCUCCUUCCUGGACACCCGAUUCUGAUGGUCCCACUUCUAGGGUACCAUGGAUUCAGUGCCCCCCAACCCCAAUUGUCUGAAUGGUUAAUGCCAGCCUCACAAACGGGCACCGCACUUUAUGCCUAGGAUUUGGUGACUCCGUUCCCUUUCCACUGUUGACCGAAGGUAAACGACCAGGAGGCAUUAGCCAGAAAUAAAUGAUUGCGAUUUAUUCGAAGGUCUCAGGGUUUGCAAACUGGAAACACGACUAGGCACUGCCCAGAGUGUCCCGAAGAAGAAAGAAAAGCUUUUGAGGGUUAUUCUAGUAAAACGCACAUUCUUGAGCAGAAUCAGCCCUGCAUUCUUAGGCUCUGGGUUGAUUGGAGAUGGUGAACUUCCAGAUGUCAGGCGGUCUGCACACAUGAACAUUCUUUCCUAAGUUCUUCAUUUUUUCCGAAGUCCUAUCUAUAGGAAUUUCUAAAUCUCCAGGCAUUGACGCACAACUGAAAAGUUCAAAAGUUUAAGUCUUCAGGCUAGUCAAAGUAAAAUAAAAUCAUUUUCUCAUGCUUUAGCCCGUUUGGUCUGAACCAGUUGUGUCAGCUUAACUAUACAGACUCCAUCUUGAGUCAGCCUAGCUAUAAUGACUUCAUCUUGUUUUCUUCACUCAUCCUCACCAUGAACUAUGUCAGGCACAGGAUGAAGGAAGGUCACAGAGGGGUCUUUCGGGGGCCUAGGCCCACCAUCCACCCACAGAGCUGUCCUGGUGCCUCGGCCCUUGCAAGCAUGGAAGCAGCGCUGAAGGAAAAUGGGGGUAAGGGUAGUUGGCUGGGCUAGGGACCCCAAAGGACUCCUGGGGAGGCCUGAAAUAAAGUCUUUCU